CAGGUCGUUCUCUUCUCCAGUCCUGCGGCGGAGUAACCGCCUCCCUUCUGCGGGACGCGGCAGUCCCCCGGCUCCGGCUGCUGGGGACCAUGGAGUUUGCGGAGCUGAUUAAGACCCCACGGGUGGACAAUGUGGUGCUUCACCGACCUUUCUAUCCGGCCGUUGAGGGGACCUUGUGUCUGACUGGCCACCACCUGAUCCUGUCCUCCCGGCAGGACAACACGGAGGAGUUGUGGCUCCUCCAUUCAAACAUCGACGCCAUCGACAAGCGAUUUGUGGGACCACUGGGCACCAUCAUCAUAAAGUGUAAAGAUUUUCGAAUAAUUCAGUUGGAUAUUCCUGGAAUGGAGGAAUGUUUGAAUAUAGCCAGUUCCAUUGAGGCAUUGUCUACCCUGGACUCCAUCACCCUGAUGUACCCUUUCUUUUACCGGCCCAUGUUUGAAGUGAUAGAAGAUGGCUGGCACUCUUUCCUUCCUGAGCAAGAGUUUGAACUCUACUCUUCAGCUACCAGUGAAUGGAGGUUAAGCUAUGUCAAUAAGGAAUUUGCAGUCUGCCCCUCUUACCCGCCAAUUGUCAUAGUGCCCAAAUCCAUUGAUGAUGAAGCUCUUCGGAAGGUGGCUCCCUUUCGGCAUGGAGGCCGCUUCCCAGUACUCAGCUAUUACCACAAAAAAAACGGAAUGGUAAUUAUGAGAAGUGGUCAGCCACUGACUGGCACAAAUGGGAGACGGUGCAAAGAAGAUGAGAAGCUGAUAAAUGCUACCCUCAGAGCUGGAAAGCGUGGCUAUAUCGUUGAUACUCGAUCUCUAAACGUAGCUCAGCAAGCUAGAGCCAAAGGAGGCGGCUUUGAACAAGAAGCUCAUUAUCCCCAGUGGAGGCGGAUUCAUAAGUCCAUUGAGAGGUAUCACAUUCUUCAGGAGGGCUUAAUCAAACUUGUAGAAGCUUGUAAUGACCAAACACAUAACAUGGAUCGAUGGCUCAGUAAAUUGGAGUCUUCAAACUGGCUGACUCACAUCAAAGAGAUUCUGACAACUGCCUGUCUUGUGGCUCAGUGUAUUGACAGGGAAGGAGCAUCCAUAUUGAUUCAUGGAACAGAAGGAACUGAUUCCACACUUCAGGUGACCUCCCUGGCCCAGAUCAUCUUGGAACCAAGAAGCAGGACCAUCCGUGGUUUUGAGGCCCUGAUAGAAAGAGAGUGGCUGCAGGCUGGUCACCCGUUCCAACAGCGCUGUGCACAGUCAGCCUAUUGUACUAGUAAGCAGAAGUGGGAGUCACCUGUAUUUCUUCUCUUCUUGGACUGUGUGUGGCAGAUACUUCGUCAGUUCCCUUGUUCUUUUGAAUUUAAUGAGACUUUUCUCAUCAUGCUCUUUGAGCAUGCUUAUGCCUCACAAUUUGGAACAUUUCUGGGCAACAAUGAAAGUGAAAGAUGUAAGUUGAAGCUACAGCAGAAAACAAUGUCUCUGUGGUCUUGGGUCAAUCGGCCCAGUGAACUGAGUAAAUUCACCAAUCCUCUCUUUGAAGCCAACAACCUUGUCAUCUGGCCUUCAGUUGCUCCACAGAGUCUUCAGCUCUGGGAAGGUAUUUUUCUACGUUGGAACAGAUCCUCCAAGUAUUUGGAUGAAGCGUAUGAAGAAAUGGUUAACAUCAUUGAAUAUAAUAAGGAAUUACAAGCAAAAGUAAAUAUCCUUAGGAGGCAGUUGGCAGAGCUGGAGACUGAGGAUGGGGUUCAGGAGAGUCCCUGAAAGAUGUCCCCACACCCUAUGUAAGAACCUUCCCGGACCCGUAUCCCACCUCUCUCUCUCCUUUUGCCCUUCAGCUCACUUUUACACAGUAGCCUUGAACUUGAGGCUUUGGAUGUGAGAACCCUCUGAUCUAAUGGAUUUCUCAAUACUUUAUGAAUGAAACUUACUAUAAUUACACAUGUUUCAUGUGGCCUCUUAGGCCUCUUUACUUUGGGAGCAGGAAGGAGGUGCUAGUCAUUUUAUUUUAUUCUAUGUGAACCAGGUGAUCUGUGUAAUGCCAUUUGUGUUAUACGCCAUUUCAUCAUCAGCUUUUCUCUGUGAUCUACUUUCCAACAGUGCUUCAGACCAGUCAAGGAUAUGAUCAGUCUCUUUAGGGAAUUAUGUUAGUUUAAAAAAAAAGAUCAGGUGUUUAAACACUUUGAAUAUAGAAAUAUUUUUCAAAACUGAAUUGGUGGAUAAACCAAGAAUUUUAUGUUUAACAUGCCAUUUCUAGUACCUUUGCCAUUCUCUUUAAAAUAGUUUUGGACUAACAAAGCUGAAUUAAGUCUCAUUGUGGUUUUUCAAGAAAGGAAAUUCUGAAUAUUUAUUCAAGGUAAAUUAUUGUUACAAGGGCAACAGGUAUAGUCCUCUGAUAUUUACCUUAAGAAGUAAAUUUAACAGUAGACAGUAAAGGUAUGUGCAAUAUAGAAAUAAAAUAGGAAUUUGUUACUGAUGUGGUAUUGUUACUGUUGAAUUGGUUUUUCAGGUUUUUGACCAUACAUAUUAAAUAUGUAUCAGAUGCUGGGUGUAAUAUUAAACCAUCAUUUAUAAUAGAUGUUAAUUUGUUAUAAUUAAGCUACAAAUAUGGUUUUCUUAAACCAGGGAUGCACUGCCCUUGCCUGACAUCCUUAUUGUACUGGUU
Messenger RNA from Molossus molossus (Pallas's mastiff bat), 2640 nucleotides. It is a transcript of the gene MTMR9, whose product is annotated as myotubularin related protein 9. The transcript is spliced from 10 exons. Gene Ontology annotation, biological process: negative regulation of autophagy. Bases 90 to 1739 code for a protein of 549 amino acids. NCBI's taxonomy places the organism in Eukaryota, Metazoa, Chordata, Mammalia, Chiroptera, Molossidae. The record is from RefSeq and is a predicted model, not a curated record.